Messenger RNA from Danio rerio (zebrafish), 1788 nucleotides. The record is from RefSeq and is a predicted model, not a curated record. Lineage: Eukaryota; Metazoa; Chordata; Actinopteri; Cypriniformes; Danionidae.
GCUCCGUUGUUGCAAUGCUAACAUAGGGUUUUGUACUUACGUCAAAUUCGGUCAGUUCCCGUAUGCGCGGCCAUACUGGCGACAGUCGGAUGUAAACAACAGCAUACUUUACACGGUUAAUGUACCAGUCAGUACGGUAUUUUGGAUAUUUAUGCUGUUGAAACCUCUUGAAAACAGCGUCAAAGCUGCUAAAUCAUAUGGAGUAUGAUUUCGUAAGCAGGCAAGGGUGCAAUAUUUUGACAAACAAAAUUUAAUAUGUGGUUAAACACACGUGUGAGUGAUAUUAAUUAAAAAUAACCUAACGUUUUACCUUUUUGACUGGAAAUUAUUUGUGAAACCAACGCGAAUGUUGUAAAGAUUCUUGCCCUGGAAAUCCUGUUUCAAUUCGGCCUAACACCAACAUAUUUUGGCAAACCAGCCUAUGAAAUGCUGGAGUGUGAUCCUGAUUGGGCUCCAUCAUUACAUCUCGGUCACUCGGAAGUUAAAGCAACAAAACCGAGCCGAUUUGAACGGAGGAAAAAGCGACAGCAGACUCUGAAAAAGAAAAACACUGCUCCAGAACCAAAACAAGAACCUACACCUAUACCAAUUCACCCAGUCCAGAAAACAGAGCCGGAUGAAUCUCCACCUCUAGAUGACAUUCCACCUCUAGAUGAAACUCCGCCUCCAGAUGAAACUCCGCCUCAGGAUGACACUUCACAGACGCCGAUGAUUGAUGUAUCUACUCUCCUGGAGCAGGACGAGUGUAGUUUUUGUGUUUGCAGGCGUGCAGAAAUUAACCGAUUGCUUGAGGAGAACCGCAGACUUAAAAAAGAGCUCGCUCAGAAGACAAUGGAUGAGGAUUUUUUUAAAGAAGACGACUCUAAGGUCAGAUUCUACACCGGGCUUCCGAGCUUCGCCGUUCUGAUGGGCAUUUUGGAUCAGAUUUUUCCUACUUUGCAGCAAAACAAUCGGAAGCUUUCCCCUUUCCAGAUGCUCAUCUUAACUCUGAUGCGCUUGAAGCUCAAUCUGCCGGAUCAGCUCUUUGCGCAUAUCUUUUCAGUAGGACGUAAGACUGCAUCGAGUAUAUUUAAAGAGACCGUCAGUAUGAUGUAUGUACGCCUCAACCCUUUGGUCGUCUGGCCUGAAAGACCUUGCCUGCAAACUAUAAUGCCUCAACAAUUCAUUGAGACGUUUGGCAGCCAUGUUGCGUUUAUCGUGGAUUCCAUUGAAAUCGACAUUGAUCGAGUGUCGAAUGGCAAACCUAAAGCACAAAUGGUUCCCCAAAACAAGAAGACUUUAAAGUACCUCAUCUGCUCCAUACCACGUGGAGCCAUCACUUUUAUUUCCAAACCUCGGGAAAGUCAAGUCGAUGACAAGAGUUUGAUUGAAAGCAGCGGCCUUUUGAAGAAAAUCCAAAGUGGCGAUUUGGUGUUGUCGGAGUGUGGGUUUGACAUCAGGGACGGUGUUGGAUUAACAUGUGCUGAAGUCGAUGAAGGACAGCUCAAAGUUCGAGAUGUGGAGACGACGAGGCAGAUCUCAAACCUUAGGUUACAUGUCAAGCGGGUGACCGCUUGUGUUCGAACCAAAUACACUUUCCUCAAUGGACCUGUACUUGUGAGCAUGACAGUACCAGAUGUCGGAGAGGACAUCACAUUCCUUGAUAAGAUCGUGACUGUGUGCUGUGCAUUGACUAAUAUGUGCCCCAGUGUUGUUAUGAAACCGUGAGACGGUUUAAGAGAUAUUUGUCAUGUGUGAAAUGCAUAGCAUAACACCUGCAGCCAUAAUAAAUGGAUUCUUUUUUAAUUC